AUGCUGUACUUCCCGCCGAAGUUUGUUACACUUUUGCGACCGUUUAAUCCCAAAGCGCACGAUUUUAGAAACGGUACAAAUGGAAAGCGUCCUUAACAUAAUAAAACCAGAUAUAUUAUAGGCUUUUUUAAUCACUGGCUGACGGUGAUUAGGCAACCAGAAUUUGUUUAAGGGUUUCUUUUUUCCGUUGUGCGCGUUUUUGAAAUAACUAAAAAAAUAAAUAUCGCUUUGUGCCUUGGCGGUAUUACAUUUAUAAAACACUACUUGUUUGCAUAUAUGCACGUGUUGAUCUGUCCCGGUCCCAUUUUGCGGUGGGAAAGGUGUGUUUGGAGGCGGCAGAUGUCGCACGGAGCUCGGAGGCGUUUCCCGUGGGCGGCGCAUCCCCGGACGUCCUCGGGACACGCGCCAGCUUAGGAAUCUGGGAUAACAUGGUCAAGCACGGAAGGUGAUCAUUUUAUACUUUAGGUUUCAUUCGUGUGGGCAGGCAGCUGUGCUGCACGAUGUGAGAAUGGCCACGGCGGACCGCGGAAAAAGAGAGCUCGAGUUGCCGGCUGGAAGCAUGUGGCAGAACUCAAAGGUGGAUCUAUCCAACAAGGACGUGAUCAUCAGCUCCACACAUAGCCGGACCAGAAAUGUCACCGUCGUCUACGUGGUCCCCCGUGCGUCGUUGCCCGAGACCGGUGUGGACGUAGCGCUGGCAUGCCUGCAGAAAGCCUGCGAAGAAGCGCACACUUCCUUGAAAAGUGUCCCUUUGGAUAAAGUCGUGCUGAGCAUUCCGGAUGUCCUGGACACAUUCUACAACUCAGACGUGGCCGUGGUGGAGAUGAGCGACUCUUCUUGUCAGCAGUCUCUCUUCUACCACCUGGGCGUGAGGGAGAGCUUCCAAAUGACCAACAACGUCAUCCUGUACUGCAGCGAGCAGGGGGGCGAUCUGCUCACUCUGAGGGAAGGAUGCGGGACCUACACCUUUAUCCAGUACCUGGUGUCACCCCAAGGCAAGGCUUUCACCUGCGAGGCUGGCACAGCAGCGGGCAUCAAGGAGCUGCUGAUCCCUAGGAUCAAGCUGGAGCCCUUGCUCACCCCACUGGUGGAGAAGUUCAUCCAGCUCUUGGAGAACGUCCAGAUCCACCACAGCGAGUACUCUCAGGAGAAGAUCCGGCAGGAGAUCCGGACGGCCCGUGAGAGGUUCAGUGGCCCCGACCUGAGCCACGAACUGGGCCAGAUCCAGAAGCGACUGGACACGAUGGAGCAGCUUAGCCCAGACAUCAUCAUGAACCUGCUGCUGUGUUACCGUGAUAUCCAGGACUACGGCGGCGUCAUUAGCCUGGUGGAGACACUGACGCAGCUCCCCACCUGUGCAGUGGCCACGCAGCAGAACAUCAAGUUCCAUUAUAUAUUUGCACUGAACAGGAGAAACGCCCCAGGUGACCGUGACAAGGCCUUGUCCAUCAUCAUCCCCAUAGUGGAGUCUGGGGAUCGGGUACCAUCGGACGUCUACUGCCUCUGCGGCCGCAUCUACAAGGACGUCUUCUUGAGCUCUAACCUCAGCGACCCGCGGGCGCGAGACCAGGCCUGCUACUGGUACGGCAAGGCCUUUGAAACAGAGCCAACGUUACACUCGGGCAUCAACUGCGUGGUUCUGCUGAUGGCGGCGGGCCACAAAUAUGAGACUUCUGUGGAGAUGCGGAAAAUCGGGGUCACCUUGAGCAGCCUCCUGGGGAGAAAGGGGAGCCUGGAGAAGAUGCAGGACUACUGGGACGUGGGCUUUUACCUGGGGGCCAACCUGCUCGUCAAUGAGCACAAGAAGGUUUUGGAGGCAUCGGAGAAGCUGUAUAAGCUAAAUGCUCCCAUGUGGUAUGUGGCGUCGGUGAUGGAGACCUACAUCAUCUACCGAAACUUUGUCAAAUGUCACACCACAAAGCCUCCCCCCCACGAGCUGGUCAACUUUUGGAUGGAGUUGCUCCUUCAGGCCUGCAAGCCGACAGUGUGCCCCCCCUGCUGCCAGGUUCUCAUCCUCGAACCCACAAAAGUGUUCCAGCCCAGCAUGGUGAGCGUCAGCGAGGAUGACGACAGCAGAACCGUUCAACUGAGGCAUGUUACCACAGAGAAGAAAGGUCUGCACCAGUGGACCUUCCCAGCAUCUGCGAUCCGGGGUGUGAGUGUUUCCAAAUUCGACGGUCGAUGCUGCUUCCUCUACGUCCUCUACAACUCGGAUGACUUCCAGCUGUACUUCCCAAGCGAGCUGCACUGCAAAAGGUAUGGGCCCGACCGAGGCAGCUGUCUCUGCAGGACUGCCAACAAAAACCAAUUCAAACAGGCACAUGGGUGUGUGAAUCUGUCAUACGAAAAAAAUGAGAGCGGCGACAGGGUCAUCCUGGGGAAGGGGACCUAUGGAGUCGUCUACGCUGGAAAAGACACCAGCAACCAAGUUCGCAUCGCCAUCAAGGAGAUUCCAGAGAAGCAUUCCAUGUAUUCCCAGCCGCUCCAUGAAGAGAUCGGCCUGCACAAGCGGCUGAAACACCGCAACAUCGUCCAGUACCUGGGCUCCAUCAGCCAGGGGGGCUACAUCAAGAUCUUCAUGGAGGAAGUUCCUGGAGGAAGCCUGUCUUCUCUCCUGAGGUCCAAGUGGGGACCACUGAAAGGCAAUGAAGCUACCAUAGUAUUCUACACCAAACAGAUCCUGGAUGGGCUCAAGUAUCUCCAUGACAACCAGAUCGUUCACAGAGACAUCAAGGGGGACAACGUGCUCAUCAACACUUACAGCGGGGUGCUGAAGAUCUCGGACUUUGGCACGUCUAAGAGGCUGGCCGGCAUCAACCCCUGCACGGAGACGUUCACUGGCACCCUGCAGUACAUGGCCCCGGAAAUCAUUGACCUGGGCCCCCGAGGUUAUGGGAAGCCCGCCGAUAUCUGGUCCCUGGGCUGUACCAUUAUCGAGAUGGCCACGGGGAAGACCCCCUUCCAUGAGCUGGGCAACCCCCAGGCAGCCAUGUUUAAGGUGGGCAUGUUUAAGACCCACCCCACCGUUCCAGAGAGCAUGUCCGAGGCAGCAAAGACCUUCAUAAUGUGCUGUUUCGAACCCGACCCGGACAAGAGGGCCACUGCCUCCAGGCUGCUGCAGGACAUCUUCCUCAAGCUGAACGGGCGGAAGAAGAAGGUCAAGCCUGUGGGGCCCCAGAUUGAGAACCCCGGCAGAGUCGCGCGGGCGUUUCCCCUAGGUGAACUCCAUCGCAGUCAUUCCAUGCCCACCUCUGAGCAAGCUGAGGACUGCAGCCCGGCACCAAAGAUGGACUUGGGCAGCUCUUUGGACCUGAGGAGGGUCAUGCCCACCUGCCCGAAGAAGCAGGGGUUGGACAGCUUCUUAUCAAUCCCAGACGACACAUCGGACAUCAGCCCAUUCACGACAGGGGAAAACCUGGGCCUGUUUCUCUUGAGGAAAGUCAGCGAGCGGAGAACCACGCUGAACUCCAUCCUGUGCGAGAACAUCAACACCGUGGUGAGCAACAUCCAGGAGAUGCUGCCCCAGCAUCCGGAGGGUCAUGCCCCUUCCAAGCAGCACAUCACGGACCUGAUCUGCUGCCUCCGGGAACACGUGCACCAACCGGACCGGACCAAGCUGAACAGCUGCCUCAAGAAGCUGCGCUCCAGCCUGCUAGCGGUGGCAGUGUCCCAGAACAGCGUGCAGGCAAUGCUCUUUGGCUUCCAGGACGCGGUGAGGAAGGUUCUGAAACAGCAGCAGGUUAAACCUCAUUGGAUGUUUGCCCUGGACAACCUGCUGAGACAAGCCGUGCAGGACGCAAUCGUGAUCCUCCUGCCAGAACUGCAGCUGCAGCUGGACGAUACGGAGGAGGCGGGCGAUGGGGAGCUGGAGAGCAGCCCCAGCAAGAAGAAGCGGGAAGCUGCACCAGUCACCCUGUGGGAAGCGUCGAACUCAGAGCAGCCUACGCCCAGCUUGCCUGACAUUAGCAACUACCAUAUCACUCUCACAGAGACGCUGCGACAGAUUCGCCAAGACACGAAAAGGCUGCUGACUGAGCUGAGAGAAAAGGAGGAGGAAUAUCAGAAGCUACUGAUGGACAUGUUGCAGGAGAAACAGGAAAUUAUUCUGGACUUCAAAACCAGGGGAAAUUGCACCCCUACAGAAACCGUGUGUCCCUCUCACCAUGUCGAAGUGCCAGACCCUGAGGCUUUGUCGCUUAUACGCUGGUUGAGAAACGUACCGGUGGAUGAAAACACCAUAGAAAUUCUGCUUGUGCACCAGUUCACUCUGGAACUCCUGCUGCAGGCUGCCUCCAGGGACGAUCUGAAGUACUGCAAGAUUAGGGGGGGCAUGGUUUGCCGGCUUUGGAAUGCCAUCGUGGCCCACAGGAACUUAACCAACAGCCACGGACACGAGCGUGAGGAGACCUUCCGGUGACGUCGGCGCUGUGGAGCUUGGAGAGAUCUGGCUUCCUGCUGCCUGAAUCAUCUUGGACGCCGAUCCAAGUUCUUAUAGUAGCAGACAGUUAUGUUUUUCUCCCAAAUAUAGCUGUAGGACACAAACAUGGUAUCUCACCUACCCUGGAGAUGGAUAUUAGUGGCGUCCGAGUCAUAGGUCAGCGGCUCUGUUCUGGAUCACAGACCAAUGCGGGUUUUAUUUAAAGCUUAUUUAAGGUGUUAAGUCUUAACUGUAAAUACGGGGCCAUGAUAUAAACUGUGAAAUAUUUCAUAGUAUGUAUAUAUAGAUGUGUCUGUAUUGCAUGUCAUCUGGGACAGUGUAGAAAGUGUGUACAGACUAGGACUGAGUAUGCGUGACAUCAUCACUGAGCGCCGCCCCACUCUGGGCGAUUCGUCGUUUUGCUGUUUUAGGCAAAAGCUACAUGUAACCAGAGCCAACACUGGAGACCUGCACCACUGCUAAGGAACGUGUCACUGCAGCACAGAGCUGCGGAAUUCUUGCACUACACCAGAGAUUAAUGCUUAGUCCAAGGAGAGGCCUGCCUCUUACGGUACUGCGUUUCAGUCCCUGUGUCUACUGAGCGGCUGACGGUCUUCAGUCAUUAAAGGGGCGGGUCAAAACUGUGCCCAUCCUGCUGGGGGCUGAGGAGGUCUCACACGACGGCGUGGUUCAUUAACAAAAUGGACAGAAGUGUAUUGCUUAUGGUAAACAUAUGCAACAGUAAACUGAAUAUUUAAUGCAUAUAAUUAGGGGCACAGGAUCAGUUCAGUUUUCAUGUUAAAGAGCUUUGAGAUGACUGUGGUGUGACUGCCAGAAUCCAGAAAUCAUGCAGUCGGCUUUCUCACUAUUUAUUAUGUUUAUCUAUUAAGUCUCGAUAUCAAGGCUAAAUUACUGGGUGCCUUGUGUAUUUUAUUUAAGUGUGUCACUGUUCUGAUGGUCACACAACAAACUGUUCAGGGGAAAACCAAUUUAACUUAUAUUUUACUCUUUUCAAAUAUGAAUUUUAAUAAGUCUUAGGUAUUUCAUUGAAAUUGAACUUGAAAUUGGUAACAUUUGUCUGGUGAGGGAACAAUACUCUCAAAAUGUGCAACUUUAUAUUGCAUCUCUGAUAUCAUUCAUCUGUCUUUUAAUUCAUGACAAUACUUUAAAUUUUAAGUUUGUAGCCAUUGUUGAAUCAUUUUCAAACUAAAGGAAUAUCUUGCCAGAUAAACAAAACAAACGGAGUCCAUUAAAAGUGGAUUCAAUAAAUAACGUUAGUGCAGGCGCUACAAAGUG
Paramormyrops kingsleyae is the source of this 5713-nucleotide messenger RNA. The record is from RefSeq and is a predicted model, not a curated record. Lineage: Eukaryota; Metazoa; Chordata; Actinopteri; Osteoglossiformes; Mormyridae.